Messenger RNA from Hemibagrus wyckioides, 1608 nucleotides. It is a transcript of the gene pts, whose product is annotated as 6-pyruvoyltetrahydropterin synthase. Gene Ontology annotation, cellular component: mitochondrion. The record is from RefSeq and is a predicted model, not a curated record. Gene Ontology annotation, molecular function: 6-pyruvoyltetrahydropterin synthase activity. Lineage: Eukaryota; Metazoa; Chordata; Actinopteri; Siluriformes; Bagridae. Gene Ontology annotation, biological process: tetrahydrobiopterin biosynthetic process. Bases 55 to 591 code for a protein of 178 amino acids. The transcript has 7 exons.
GACAGUGCACGAGCGCUGUCCAAUAAAAACACCGCUUUAUAAGGCAAGAAGGAAAUGAAUAAAUCAAUAAACUGCUGUUUUAUUAUUAGAGUUGUUCCAGCUGUGUAUAAUAGUAUCGCUCACUCCCAGCUGUCUGUAAUCAUGGAGAAAGAUGUGAAGCGUGUGAGCGGUGGAAAGGAGCGUUUCUGUUACGUUACACGAGUGGAGAGUUUCAGCGCGUGCCAUCGACUGCACAGCAAAUCACUGAGUGAUGAAGAGAACAAGAGAAUAUUUGGAAAAUGCAACAAUCCCAAUGGCCAUGGGCACAACUACAAAGUUGAAGUCACAGUAAAAGGAAAGAUUGACCAAAACACAGGAAUGGUGAUGAACCUCACUGAUCUUAAACAGUAUAUAGAGGAAGGAAUCAUGAAACCACUUGACCACAAAAACCUGGAUCUGGAUGUGCCGUACUUUGCUAAUACCGUAAGCACAACUGAAAACCUGGCAGUGUUUAUCUGGGAAAACAUGAUCAAGCUCCUUCCACCUAACAUGCUCUACGAGAUUAAGGUGUAUGAGACGGACAAGAACAUCGUUGUGUAUCGAGGGGAAUAAAGCAGUUUGUUUAUCUGAUGCCUGUUCAUUUCGGGCUGCACACUACAGUAAUGCGGUCAUUCUCAUUUCCACGAGGUGGCACAAGGAAUCCAACACCACAACCAUUUGUUCUCUCACACAAAUCUAUAACAAUCUCAACAAACCUGCUGUAUAUUGAAAGAAAUGUGCUGAUUAUUUAUCUCUGUUGGUUGGUUCCUUAUUCCAUUUUUUGUAAAAUGUUUCAUUUCUAGAAACGUUUUCUGCUGUUAGUAUACUUGAACUCGCAUUCCUCGCUGAGGACAGAACCCGCUUCCAGUGUGUUUCUGCUGAUUUUAUGCCGCUGUCUGUGGUUUGCCCUGGAGUUUUGAGACAUGCAUGUUCACAAUGUUCGGUAAUAUGUAUGAAGAUGUAGAUAAUCAGUGACCGAGGAAGUAAAUCUAAGUGUCUAUGAAGCACUUCAGAGGAAAUCAGUCUACAAAUCAAAAAUGACUACCUAGCAAUUUAUAAAGCUGGUAAAAGAGUUAAAGCUUUGCCUUUACACAUUCCAGUAUUAUGUUUUUUCUUUCGAUUUUAUCAUAUUUGGUUCAUUUUCUGUUCAUAAAAUGUGCCUGCAAUAAUCUUUCAUCCAUCCAGCAUAGAAUAAGUCUGUAAAUAUGGGUUCUAAUUGAUUAAUGUCCUGUGCAGUACUAAUAUUGCAGAUUACUUCAAUACUUCUUAGUGUUACUUCACACAUUUUCUUGCUAUUCAGUAAUUAACAGUUUGAGACAUGGUAUGUUUUUGUGGAUCUGAUCAAACAAACGGAUGAAAUAAAUUUUGCUCAGAUUAUUUCAUGAUGGUCUUUAAUCAUGACAUGUUACAUAAGCAUCUGUUUAAAUGGAUGGCAAUACACCUAUAAUAAUUCAAUUUCACUGCAAGUUGCAUACUGUAUAUAACUGUGUACAUGACAAAAAAAAAAAUCUUGAAUACCAGAAUGUUUUCAUUUUUGUGUUAUUCUUAUGUGGCUUGAUUGUUGUAGAAAAAAGAAAAUUAAAUAAAUAA